GGUCUCCGCUGUCUCCGCCGCUCGCCUGAGCAGUUCCCCCCCCGCCGCUCUCGCCCCGCCAUGGAGGACGCGACCGAGAUGAGCGGCGGCCCGGAGGAGUUCGCUGAGGGCUCCAAGAUCAACGCGAGCAAGAACCAGCAGGACGAUGGGAAAAUGUUUAUUGGAGGCCUCAGCUGGGACACCAGCAAGAAAGACUUGACAGAGUACCUCUCUCGGUUUGGCGAGGUCGUGGAUUGUACGAUUAAAACGGACCCGGUCACUGGGAGGUCGAGGGGGUUUGGCUUCGUGCUCUUCAAGGACGCUGCCAGUGUGGAGAAGGUGUUGGAACUGAAGGAACACAAACUGGAUGGGAAGCUAAUAGAUCCUAAAAGGGCAAAAGCCCUAAAAGGGAAGGAGCCACCGAAAAAAGUGUUUGUCGGUGGGCUGAGUCCAGAUACAUCGGAAGAACAGAUUAAGGAGUACUUUGGCGCUUUUGGCGAGAUUGAAAACAUUGAGCUUCCCAUGGACACAAAGACGAAUGAAAGGAGGGGCUUCUGUUUUAUCACGUAUACAGACGAAGAGCCAGUAAAGAAGUUACUAGAAAGCAGAUACCAUCAAAUUGGUUCGGGCAAGUGUGAGAUUAAAGUAGCACAGCCCAAAGAGGUAUACAGGCAACAGCAGCAGCAGCAGAAAGGAGGAAAAAGCAAUGCAGCUGGUGGACGAGGAGGUGGAAGGGGGCGUGGACGGGGUCAGGGACAAAACUGGAAUCAAGGAUUUAAUAAUUACUAUGAUCAAGGAUAUGGGAACUACAAUAGCGCUUAUAGUGAUCAAAGCUACAGUGGCUAUGGAGGAUAUGACUACUCUGGGUACAACUAUCCCAAUUACGGAUAUGGGCCGGGAUACACAGAUUACAGUGGUCAACAAAGCACAUACGGAAAGGCAUCCCGUGGUGGCGGCAAUCACCAAAACAACUACCAGCCGUACUAAAGCAGUACCUAGUACUUGAGGAAACAGCGGGAACUUCAUUGCAGGCCGUGUGUCACCCUGACCACGUCUAUCUCUGGGGUCGCACGUUGCAGGCAGAGCGCAAGGCAUACACCAGAAAACGCUGUCCUGUGGUAUGGUCUCUUCCAACUUCAUGUACCAGCGUAAAGAUUAAAGUGGAAAACUUCAGACUUUGGCUUCUUUUUUUAAUCUUUUUGGAGAUUAAGUGUCUUUAACUUAAAUGGUUUUUUACAGGAGUUAAAGUACAUAAAUGCCUUUACAGCUUAAUCAUUUGGUCUUCUGUUUAGUGUUGUAUUUCAAUUGUGGAACCUCAUUUUAAGUGUGCAUUCUUUAAGAUUUAAUGCUUGCUUUUUUCUUUUUAUAGCUAAUAGUGAAAUCUGCAAACCAAAACGAACUUUUAAAUCUGGAAAAACAUUAAAGAUCAUAUGCACGUGGACUGUUUGAACUAAAUCGACCUGACUUGUGUUUGCACAGCAGUCGUUUAGACGGAUAAACAAAUAAUCAGAAACCCUUUUGGCAGUGUUUCCAGUGGUAAAAAAAAAAAAAAAACUGAUCCAGAGCCUGAUUAAUAGUCUAAAUCGGAUGCGUGUUGUUCUGGAACAGCUUCCUAAAUGGGCUGAAUGGCUAUAUUUGGGAAGAUAAAUUACUGACAGGUAACAAAACCCCUUGUGUUACCUUAGUAAAUAUGCAUAUGAUCUUUAACAGUGAAGAAAGGAAUAUAUAGAAGACUUAAAGCAGUUCAUGAAAAUGGACCUUUUAACAAUUCUUGUAGUAACUUGCACAGAUCUGACAUACAUUUUGUCUUGAUUUUUAGGUAGAGAUACUGCAACAAAGCCAUCUUGCAGCGCAUCGUGAGUGAAUGGAGGGUGGUCUUCGUGAGAGGAAAUGACUAUUUUGUAAAAGACUUUUAGUGUACGACACAACUGUGUCCAACUGUACAUAGCGGCCGACUAGUUUUCUUUAUAUGGUUUUUACUUUCUUUUUGCCAUUCAUGUUAUGACACAAUGUGGACUUGUGUUUAUACAAACUUUAUUUGUAUAAUUUCAUGUUAAAGGAUUCUCUAAUAAAUGCUUACUUAAGAGAAC
Molecule: messenger RNA, 2069 nt
Organism: Gavia stellata (red-throated loon)
Lineage: Eukaryota; Metazoa; Chordata; Aves; Gaviiformes; Gaviidae
Gene: HNRNPDL
Product: heterogeneous nuclear ribonucleoprotein D like
Exons: 8
Coding region: 61-966 (301 amino acids)
Biological process (GO): regulation of gene expression
Cellular component (GO): nucleoplasm
Molecular function (GO): poly(A) binding; poly(G) binding
Source: RefSeq, a predicted model, not a curated record